Messenger RNA from Lycium ferocissimum, 1857 nucleotides. RefSeq lists its product as uncharacterized. Bases 379 to 1638 code for a protein of 419 amino acids. The record is from RefSeq and is a predicted model, not a curated record. NCBI's taxonomy places the organism in Eukaryota, Viridiplantae, Streptophyta, Magnoliopsida, Solanales, Solanaceae. The transcript is spliced from 3 exons.
UUCUCCAAGAAAAGAACUUUCAUCUAACGGCUACAAUUAUUCCUUCAAAUCCAACCCUUCAAUAUAAAAAUCAACGCCUAACGUUAAAUCCAAGUGGCUCCAUAAUCUCAAAUAAAAACCCGGUCCUCUCUCAUCACUUUCCUGUUCAAUCUCUCUCAAAUUAUACACACUUCUCUCAACACACAAACACACACCAAAAAAAAAAAAAAAACACACACACACACACACACACACCUGCUAUAAUUAACCUGCGCACUUAUACUACGCCCCUACAGAAAUGAAGCCGGAGUUGCAGUUGAAAAUAAUAUCGAAGGGUAGAGUGAAAAAAUUCGGUUAAAAAAGAAUCCAACGGCUGAGAUUUUUAGGAAACUCGAAAGAAUGGACGGUCAGAAGAGUCAGGCGAAGCUAACAAGGACACAGUCUUCACUUCUAAGGUCAUCACCAACUAUACGUUCAUCAAUCCACAGCUUUUCAUCAAUCAACGAAUUUGGAGUUGACCAAGAACCGGAUAUUGAAGAGCAAAAACCACAUAAACCGGGUUCAACACCGGUUCAUCGUGGUUCUUUUUUCCGACCGGUUCCGGUCCGGGUUGCUCCGGUUCUGAUAUUUUCAGUUGUUUCUAUGUACACCCUUUUCGUUUUCUUUAACAGGGACAAUAUACCCACAUCAGAGAAUUUACUGUUAGCUUUGAUUUUCAUAGCGGUUUUACUGUUCUUUGCUGGUAAGAAAAAGCAGUCAAUUCAUCAAGUGUACAAUGUGUUGUUGAAUUUGUAUGGGAAAAGAUUCGGGUUUCAAAGAAACCACUCUAAACCUGUACAGUGGUUCAUUGGUGAAACAAUUAAAGAACCGAAAUCUGAGAAAGAUAACCGGGUUGUGAAGGAAGGAGUUGAAGUGUAUAGUAAUGGAGAUAUAUAUGAAGGUGAGUAUCAUAAAGGGAGGUGUAAUGGAAGUGGAGUUUACAAUUAUUUUGUUAAUGGAAGAUAUGAAGGUGAUUGGAUUGAUGGGAAAUAUGAUGGUUAUGGGAUAGAAAGUUGGGCUAGAGGUAGUAAAUAUAGAGGGCAAUAUAGGCAGGGAUUAAGACAUGGUUAUGGUGUUUACAAGUUCUAUACAGGUGAUACAUAUGCUGGUCAAUGGUGUAAUGGUCAAAGUCAUGGUAUGGGUUCUCAAUCUUGUUCUGAUGGUAGCUGUUACAUUGGUGAAUUUAAAUGUGCGGUCAAACAUGGCCUUGGGUGUUACCAUUUCAGGAACGGGGAUCGGUAUGCUGGUGAAUAUUUUGGAGACAAGAUUCAUGGUUUCGGUGUGUAUCACUUUGCCAACGGCCAUUGCUAUGAAGGGUCAUGGCACGAAGGGCGCAAGCAAGGUUACGGAAUGUACACAUUUAGAAAUGGUGACACAAGGUGUGGGGAAUGGGACUCAGGCAAUUUGAAAAUUCCAUCGCCCCCACUUACUGAUGCUGUCCUUCGAGCUGUUCAGGCUGCUAGAAAGGCAGCAGAGAAUGCAAUUAAGCUUAGGAGGGUAGAUGAACAAGUGAAAAAAGCAGUGAUGGCUGCAAAUAGAGCUGCAACUGCUGCUAGAGUUGCUGCUAUCAAAGCAGUACAAAAUCAGAUGGAGGGAAAUUUUUGUGACACUAACAAUUGAAGUCUUUUUUAGAUUUUUACAAGAAGUAACAGUUUGGUAAAUGUAAAUUUACUACGCCAAGUAUGAAUAUGUCUUUCUUAGGCCGCCACCCCGGCAAGCAAAAUGCAGCCGGUGGUUGAGUGUAAUUGCUUUCAAGUUUUACUUAACCACAAUUGUAACUUGUAUAUAAUGUCGUUUACCAUAUGUAUAUCAAUGAGAAUGAGGGCUUUUUCUCCCUUC